AAAAAAAAAAAAAUCCCAACCCAUAUGCCAAACUAGCCUUCCAUAUCACAAAAAGGCCCUUCAUUUUCCCCAUUCUCCUUCAAACCAUUUCUUCUUCAAGGCUUUGCAACUGAGAAUUGUUGGAAUGGGAAACUGUGGAAGUGCGCCAAAGACUAGUGAAGGAGCAGCCCCGGCACCGGAAAGGGAUGAGGCAGCUGCCGCCGGCAAGACUCAGGCGGAGGAGGCCCCUUCUGCCUCUGAUGAAAAGUCUCUCAGCACUCUGUUAACUGAGGAAACAAAGGAUGCAGAGGAACCUAAGAAGGAAGAGGCCAAAACAGAGGAGGCGAAGCCUCAAGAAGCAGAGAAGCCCAGAACAGAGGAAGCAGAAGACAGAGGAAGCAAGGAAGAGAAAAAACCAGAGUGAUGAAGAAGAAGAAGACGAAGAUGAUACUGGAUAUUUUAUAUCCCACAAAGUUAAAUCAAUCAAUCCGUUAAUGUAAAACCUAAAAGAGUUCUUUUAUUUCUUUCUCUGUUUUUUUGUUUUUUUUUUUUGGUUUUAUUCUUCAACCUUUGGUCUUGCCUUUUUUCAUCUGGAUGGAAUUUGUAUGAAAAUUUGGAGAUUUCAAUAUCUGGGUCAUCAGCAUUUGUUCUUGGAGCAAUAGUAAUGAACAAUGAAUGCAACAAAAUUCUGCAAAAUACAUCUGCCUUGAUCUGCAAAGAGGUAACUAUUU
Molecule: messenger RNA, 710 nt
Organism: Neltuma alba
Lineage: Eukaryota; Viridiplantae; Streptophyta; Magnoliopsida; Fabales; Fabaceae
Product: phosphatidylinositol transfer protein sfh5-like
Exons: 2
Coding region: 125-403 (92 amino acids)
Source: RefSeq, a predicted model, not a curated record